AUGAACCACGGCGUAUAUGAGCAAGCGGAAGGGAUGUUUGCGAUGGGCGAGGAGACGAUCGCUCUUACCCUCGAGGAGAAGCUCCUCUUUGAGCAGGGAGACGGUAGGCCAUGGGGUUUCAUUCGGACGACAAAGGCACGCGUGACGUCUCCGAGUUUGUCAACAUCUUCAUUGUCCAAGGACAACGCGCUCGCCUGGCCGGCCGUUGCGCGCCGCACGUACCCCUCCGCUGUCAACGGGCGGAUGGAGUCCACCAUCACGCCGUUCGUGAAGUCGCCGCUCGUGAUCAACCACCACCUCAAGGACAGACUCGGGCUCGCGGGCGGGUCCGCGUCUCUACACAAGGUCGACGAGUUCAGCGGAUGCACGGCGCGGUUCAUCGGGGCGCCGUCGUAUAUUGGGCCGGAGGAGACGACAUUCCUGACGGUGCACACGGACUUUGGGUCCUUGUCGUUCCUGCACAACCGCCUCGGCGGCUUGCAGGUGCUCCCGCCCGGGUCCGACCAGUGGUUCUACGUUCAGCCACUGCCCAGACACGCGAUCUGCAACAUCGGCGACACCCUCAACAUCUUCUCUGGCGGCACCCUGCGCUCCAACAUCCAUCGCGUCGUCCCGCCUCAGCGGAAGAAGGCCCACGAACGCCACUCGGUUGUGUUCUUCACCCGCCCGAACGACGACCUCGAGCCGCGCACGCGGUCUGCGCACAACGAGCGCAUCGCUAUAGCGGUCGCGAACGCGCCCUCGAGGAAGUACACCCCUGGCAUGACGGCGAUGGAGUGGCUUGUGAGGAAGGCCAAGUCGCAGCGGGUGACAAACCACAAGUACGCGGACGUGGCGCCUAUUCCCAACCACGCGAUCUGCAACAUCGGAGAUGCGCUGACAAUCUUCAGUGGUGUCCUUCUCAGGUCCAACCUCCACCGCGUCGUACCUCCUGGAGAACAGCUGGCGCACUGCGAGCGAUACUCCCUCGUCUACUUCACUCCACCCGGAGACAGCGUCCAGACGGCCCCGCCCGCAGAUCAAAGCGCGAUCAUUGCCGACUCUGCGGUGAAGAGCACGCACGUCAACAACCAGAAGGGAACGUACGGCGAUGUUUGGAACGCUGCCCGCGAGCCUCACCUAGCUUAA
Messenger RNA from Epithele typhae, 1128 nucleotides. RefSeq lists its product as uncharacterized. Gene Ontology annotation, molecular function: dioxygenase activity. Lineage: Eukaryota; Fungi; Basidiomycota; Agaricomycetes; Polyporales; Epitheliaceae. The record is from RefSeq and is a predicted model, not a curated record. The transcript has 10 exons. The coding region runs from base 1 to 1128 and encodes 375 amino acids.